Molecule: messenger RNA, 252 nt
Organism: Radiomyces spectabilis
Lineage: Eukaryota; Fungi; Mucoromycota; Mucoromycetes; Mucorales; Radiomycetaceae
Exons: 1
Coding region: 1-252 (83 amino acids)
Source: RefSeq, a predicted model, not a curated record
AUGGUUACAAUCAGCAGAGAACAGGCUAUAUGCAUGUUUUACUGUGAAUCGUAUAAUGAAUCAAACGUCGUCAAGUUAUCAAAGUUGAUUGAUGACAUGAACAAUAUCGAAAUCUGUUACUCGGACGAUCCAACAGAGCCUAUGUUAAUGUCACUCAAAUCACUCUACGCUAGUCCCUUCAAAUAUCAUCAAUAUCCUGCUUUUCUUAAGGACUGUAAAAAGGACAAGGAUAACAAUCAUGCCAAUGGAUGA